Molecule: messenger RNA, 3321 nt
Organism: Megalobrama amblycephala (Wuchang bream)
Lineage: Eukaryota; Metazoa; Chordata; Actinopteri; Cypriniformes; Xenocyprididae
Gene: ncalda
Product: neurocalcin delta a
Exons: 6
Coding region: 347-928 (193 amino acids)
Biological process (GO): calcium-mediated signaling
Cellular component (GO): cytosol
Molecular function (GO): actin binding; tubulin binding; calcium ion binding
Source: RefSeq, a predicted model, not a curated record
CGCGCAUGACGUCAUCAAACAUUUCUCGUGCCACAUUCACCAAACGGCGCGAGGGCAUACAUACGUUCUCGGUUUAUUUUCUCAGUUCUCGUUUUGUGCUCUGCUGUCACAUUGGACCCUAUAGCUGAUUUUAGGCUUCCCCCAGCCGUCUGCAGAAAGUUUGUUACCGUGAAGAGUUCACUGGUCGGCAGCUAAAGAAAGAAGCCUGGUCAGCUGGUCAAGCCUGUGGAUUUCUUCUGGCACUUGGUUUCACGCACAUACCAAAAGCACGCGCACCACUGAUCCACACAAGUGGCGUGCACCUAAAGACGCCUCAAACAGCUUCGCCGUCUCGUGAAACGAAAACAUGGGGAAGCAGAACAGCAAGCUCCGCCCUGAAGUGAUGCAGGACCUGUUGGAGAGCACGGACUUUACGGAGCAUGAGAUCCAGGAAUGGUACAAAGGCUUUCUACGGGACUGUCCCAGUGGCAACCUCUCCAUGGAGGAAUUUAAGAAAAUCUACGGAAACUUCUUUCCUUAUGGAGAUGCCUCAAAGUUUGCAGAGCACGUGUUCCGUACUUUUGACGCGAAUGGCGAUGGCACGAUAGACUUUCGGGAGUUCAUAAUUGCAUUGAGCGUCACGUCACGAGGGAAGCUGGAACAAAAGCUCAAGUGGGCGUUUAGCAUGUAUGAUUUGGAUGGAAACGGAUACAUCAGCAAGUCAGAGAUGCUUGAGAUUGUGCAGGCGAUUUAUAAGAUGGUAUCAUCAGUGAUGAAGAUGCCAGAGGAUGAGUCCACACCUGAGAAGAGAACAGAGAAGAUCUUCAGACAAAUGGACACUAACCGGGAUGGAAAACUGUCUCUGGAGGAGUUCAUCAAAGGGGCAAAGAGUGACCCGUCCAUUGUGCGUCUGCUACAGUGUGACCCCAGCAGUGCAGGACAGUUCUGAGAUCAGCCUCCUCUCAUGCUUCAACCUUUUAUUUAUUUAUGGGUUUUAAUUUAGUUUUUGAUAUAGUCGCAGGGAAAUGAUGGAGGGUCAGGUUUUUUUCCAGACUAGGGCAUCUGGGUCUCAUCAGACUGAGCUUGGCCAGAUCUAGUAACACACACCCGUGUGCGCGCACAGAGUUAUUGGCUGCGUUGUCUCUGUAGGGAGCCGCAGGAGGCCCGUGAUGGAGUGAAUUAGAGGAACUAGAGCAUUCAUCUGAGCUCGAAACACUUCCUGAUUAGAAAAGAGGUUUCAUGUCACGUUAAGUACGUAGUUUUAUUCUUAUUUUCUCUCUGUAUUAGAUGCGCCAGUUUUAACAAAGGCAGGAAUUUAAGAUGGGGAAUGGAGAAGAUCAUGUUUUAUUCCCAUUUCUUUUUUAAUGAAUAAAUCUGAUGCCUGAAUCGUUGCUCAAGCAGUGGCAUCACAUUAGUUUUUGUGUGUAAACACCUCAGCCUUAGUGAUCCGAAUUUUGGGGGAGUUUUUAACUUUAUUUAGAUUAGAUUUUAUCGUUUCGAUCAACUCAUAGUUUGGCCAGCUUAAUAUUGGCAGAUCACAGUAUUAUUAUCCAGUGGGACCAAUAAAUCAGGCAUGCAGAUUUUUGUAAUCGUACACGGAAGAUUCCCCGCAUUAUGCUUACGAUCUAAAGAGCCUUAUUAGUGCUGGAAGCGCACAUUCGAUUCUGCGUGGGUUAGUUUGGUUUUAGUCGUACGGUCUACUGUUCAGAUGACAUGAAUUGAACUGCGUUCUCUUUUUCCAGUUUUCUAAUGUUUGUACUCUAGUAACCGUAGGCCUGUAUAUAAAUCUGAAAUAUCAGACACGCAUGCAAAACUGUACUCAAGAGUUCCAUCUUAGGAUGCAGCGAUCGGUUUUAUUGACGUUUUUAGCGAAAGCAUGUAACACCAAGUUUAUCUGCAUUUGUGGACAGGAGAGUAUUUGUGUAAUUUGUAUGCAUGUGUUGUGGUUAAUAUCAGUUACAGCCCUGUUUGCUCACCCUGGUUAUAGGUGUCGUGAUGCAUCGUUUGCAUUAUCGCAGAACGUUUUUGUUAUUGAACGAGAACUAAAGCUUUAUUGAUUCAAAGCUAUACUUUGAUCAUUAGAAUCACUUUUAUCUGCUUACAGUCAGUCUUUAACUCUGGAUUGUACACAUGAGCAUCAAGUUACUGAAUUGCCUUAAACGCACUCAAGUGUUUCUGUGGGUGAGUGGUUUUUAUAUGGCUUUUUUUUUUUAACCAAGCUUCAGUUGCUUGCAUCUGAAAUGAAAAUCCUUCAUAUGUUGGCGAGUUUAACUCUAUGCUCUUCCCAUUCACCAUUAAGAGAUGUAAUUAUGUUGACAGCCUCUCAUGGUUUUGUCUAAAGUACUGACUUCGAUAACUGAAAUUUUGUAAAUACCUCUGAUUGGCUAUUGUGUUCAUGCACUCAUCAGAUAUGUCUGUGAUUGGCUACAAUGACAUCAAUGAAGCUCUUCACCGAUGGUAGCGUCUAUCACCAGACCGCUCCCGCUUUCAAAUUCAAACACUUACGUGUGUUUUCAAACGCUCCCGUGCAUUGAUCAUUGUAGCCAAUCACAGACAAUGGCCAAUCAGGUGUUUACGAAUCCGCUCAACAGCGCUCAAAGCAUCACAUUUUUAAAAAUUUCAGUAUCGAAGUCGGUACUUUUGACAACACUUGGAAAUAAGACCCAAUGCUUUUCAAAUGCCCCUUGCACACGUGUGGUAUCUAUACCUGUAUACAUUUCACUUGAAUUCAACAGUAGUUAGAAAGCAUUUAUUCAGAACUCCUAAUAUUUCCCAUAUCACCCUCUGUCCUGCUUUUAGUAAUCAUGCCGAAGCCUCAGAGAUCCACACUCCUACUUCUGCUGAUGUUCAGUGUUUUUGAAUGUCCCUGUGAACGUCAAAUGCCUCACCACAGUGCAUUUGGUUCUGCUAUACUGUUAAUGAACAUAAUUGAAUGUUUUUAUUGUUUUUAUUUUACUCAUUGAACAACUGCUGUUUUUUUUUUUUGUUUUGUUUUUUGUAAAAAUAUUGAAAAAAGAAAAGUUAAAGUGGCAGGUCACAACUGCUGUUAUUUCAUGUUUUAUGCAUAUUUUAUGUAGGUUUUUUUUUUUUUUUUCGUUUUCUUUUUAAACAUCUGACGUAACAUUUCUGUAUCACAAUUAUAUCGUGGUCAGGUGCCAAAAAUAUGAAUGCAGUAUUGUAUAAAUUUAUACUGUACAAUUGUUAUUUGUCAAACAAAUUGUUUGUAAUUGUUGCAUUUUGUAGAUUUUGUAUGGUAAUCUGUAUUUUGUGACUGUAGAUUUGAGACAUAGAAAUUUGUUUUGGUUAUCAUAUUGAGCAGAAAUUAAAUCUGGAGAGAACAGA